CCGAGCGAGCGUCAUGUCGACGUGUGCGCCGCGCGCGUGCUGUCGGCCGCGCGCCCCGCCGACCCUGCUCGACAUCACGGCCAAGAUAGUCGCGUCCGCGAUCCCCUUCCAACGCAUUGAGGAGCGCUAUGAGCGCAUCCCGGAGCCGGUGCAGCGGCGCGUCGUGUACUGGUCCUUCCCGCGGGACGAGCGUGACAUCUGCAUGUACUCGUCACUGGCGCGCGCGCCACCCGACGACCACCGCAACAUCGCCUUCUGCCGCGGCCUCAAGCUGCUGGAGGCCGGCUGCGUGGAGAAUGUCCUGCAAGUCGGUUUCCACCUGAGCGGAGUGGUUCGUGCACCUGCUGCAGUACCGCCUUGCUCUGAACCGGAGAGGCUAUUCAGGGUCACAGUUUCUUUUGACAGAUGCAAGAUAACCGGGGUGACAUGCAGUUGCGAGGCGCGAGACAUUUUCUGGUGCCAGCACGUAGUCGCCCUUGCCCUGUACCGCAUCAGAAAUGCAGAUUCUGUGCGCCUACGAGUGCCUAUAUCAGAAACCCUGCUCCAAAUGGAUCGGCAGCAGCUACAGAAGUUCGUCCAGUACCUGAUAGCGGAGCACCAUACAGAGGUGCUACCAACCGCGCAGCGACUAGCUGACGAGGUGCUCCAGGCCAGGUCGGCCAUUAAUAGGAUAUGCGGAGCGCCCGACCCAACGGCCGGGCCUCCGCCCGAUGCACACCAUGCCUGGCAUUUGGAUGAGCAGCAGGUCUGCGAACAAGUGCGAGCGUACUUAUUACAGGGAACUUACUAUAAUGCAAACAAGCAACUAAAUUCUUUAUUUUCUAAGGUUCGAGAAAUGCUUCGCGCCCAGGACUCAAACGGUCCAAGAAUGUUAAUGUUAAUGACAGAACAGUUCCUAUCAGACCCUAGGUUACUCCUGUGGAGGAACCAGAACACGCCAAUGACCGAGAAGUGUAGGCAGUUGUGGGAGCAACUUGGAGCCUUAUGGGUCAGCAUAGUUUUAGACCCUGGUAGUAAUAAACACCACAGAAUGCAGUGGAGGCAUUUGUUAGACAAGUGGUCUGCUGUUGAAGUCUGUCCUACUGAAGAUCCGGAUUAUAGGUCGUUUCCAUUAUACGCCCGGGAGCGAGAAAGAAACGAGAGGGACCGCGACAGAGAUCACAGAGACAGGGAUAGAGAUAGACACCGUGAUAGGGAAGAAAGAGACCGAGAGAGGGUGCGGGAAAGAGAGGAGAGAGAUCGCGAAAGACAUAGAGAAAGACAGAGAAGAGAAAUGCAUUCCCAUUCAGAAAGUUCGGAUGAAGAAUCUAGACCUAAUAAUUAUGAGCGAGAAUACAGGAGAGCAAGUAAAAGACUUAGGUUACACAAUCAGAGAUCUACACCACUAACGCCCAGAACAGUUUUUCACAAAGCCCUAGACGCGGUAGACAUAUCCUGGGAGAACGACCACUUGAAGAACAUCCUGGGCUCCGAUGAGUUCUAUGACCCGGAGAAGCCAGACAAACCUGGUGCCUCCAUGGAAUCUACGUUACAGCCUUAUCCUAAGUUCAAUGAACUGGGACAACCCUUAUGGCAUGAACAUCUGCCAGUGGUCGGCGCGAGGAUAGAAGCGUUAAGGGCGCACGGUAGAGCACCCGCAGCGUUGCGACUCGCGGUUGCGGCUGGAAGGGCCAUGAGACAUAGACAAGAAGUGGCUCAGCAGCGCUGGCACGAGGCGGGCGGCGGCGAGGCGUCCAGCUCCGCGACCAGUUCCGGCACCAGUAGCGCGUGCGCCAGCGAGUCGUGCGCCGGCCAGUGCGACCGCGCCAAGCUGUCGCUGGUGUGCGCGCACAUGGACGCGGGCGCGUGCCUGCCGUGCCCGUCCCCCGCGGCGCCCACGUGCGCGCUGUCGCACUCGCAGCGCUGCAUCGGCAGAGACAGCAGGUGUUGGACGGGUUGGACGUUGGAAGCGAUCUGGUGCGUGUACGAGUGUCUCGCCGACGCGUGUCUCGCACCGGAUGACCAACGGGCUUCGCCGCGUCUGCACACAUACAUAGACGAGGAACCCAACACCGGUCUGCCUCCAAGGUACCAACAUGUGCCAGUGGCGGGCAGUAAAAACCCAGAAGAGACUUAUCUGGCCUUGGCACUAGAAGCGGCACUGCUAGGCCUCGGUAUGCAGAGGAUGUUGCCACAUGGCCUCUAUGCGCAGGAGCGAUAUUGUAAGCAGGAGGAACGGUUAAUAAGCCAACUGCAAAGGGUAGAGGGCGAAGCAGCGGCCGGGGUCUGCGCGAGGGUGGCUAGGGCCCUCCUUGCGGGAGGCCCUUCCUCGUGCCUUGGGACCAAAGUACACCCCAGAUCAGCACCGGCGCAUACCUUUGCUAGGUUUCUAUUCUUGGCCCUACUUCCAAGUGACCCGGAAUUGGCGUAUCGGGUUGGAUUAAGAGCUAUGAGGUUACCGAUGGUGGAGGAAGCGUACUCGCUGGAUGGAGGUGGCGCGGCUGCGGGUGGUGCGGGCGCGUGGCACACGCUGCAGCACGCCGAACAGCAGCAAGCGGCACUCGCCAGUGCGCUGCUAGGGGCAGCACGCGGCAACCCUUCCCGUCUCCGUGCUGCACUUGCAGCAGCGCAAAGGCACGUACGGUCCGCUGCGCAGUUGUUCCGGUUAGCGCAAGACGCUUUAAGACACGCCGCGCCCCCCGACGCACCUCACCAUCACCGAGACCUCCUUGCUGCUGCCUUUGAAUUAGGAUUACAGGUAUUAAGAAUGACGUUAUCGGCAGUGAAUUGGAGGAGACGAGAAAUGGUCCGAUGGUUGGUAACUUGCGCAACGGAACUGGGACUCGAUGCACUGCUCUCCAUUAUGCAGAACUGGUACGAGCUGUUCACGCCGACGGAAGCGACGGGUCCAGUGGCUGCCGCAGCCAUGUCUCACGCGACGGCGCUUCGACUGGGUCUCAGCUUCGAGCAACAGGAGAAGCUCAGUGCCUGCGCGAGAACCCUGGCCUUGCAGUGUGCUGCUAAGGAUCCACCAGGAUGUGCCUUAAGUGCUCUAUCAGUUUGCGAGGGUUCUGCCGGUGCUUUUGAAGCGGCGUGCGCGGCCGUGGGCGGAGCCGCCGCCAGGGGAGCCCUAGCGUCCAGCCAGCUGUUCGCUGUCGCCCGAUACAUGGAGCAGAGGGGACAGCCGGCGCGGGCCAUGCGACUUGCCACGCUCGCGAUGAGGAACUUACAUCUGCAUUACAAUCAGGACAGCCACCCCGCCAUCGCAGAUAUCCACUGGGCAGUAGCGUUGGCACAUUCGCUGGGACGAGCUGAGCUUCAAGCAAUGUUACCUCUACUAGUUAAAAAUGUGCAAUGUGCCCCCGUUUUGUCGGACGUCCUCCGGAGGUGUUGUGUGGCGGCGGCAGGGUGUUCCCGGGCGCGACCUCCUCCCCCGCGACCGCCAACCCCCCUCCGCCCGUUGCUGGAGGCCGCGCUCCGAGCGUACGCGUCGACGACGCAUGCGCGCCUCGCGCAUAUCUCGCCGAGGCAUUACGCAGACUUUGUCGACUUUCUUGGCAAAGCCCGUGACACGUUCGCGCUUGCGCACGACGGCCCCCACCAGUUUGCGGCGUUGCUGCAAGAAAUCAAACUAAAAUAUAAAGGCAAAAAGAAACUUAUGUUCCUUGUCAAAGAGAGGUUCGGAUGAAACUAUAUAUUUGUAAUAUAUGUUCUGAAAUAUACGUUGGAAAUUGUAUAGCUCCACAGUUCGCGCCAUAAUAACGUAAGGUGAAGUAACUUUUGCCAACUCCUCGUGUAGGAUCAAUUUUGAUGUCACAUAAUUCCUGUUUCAUCACUGAACUGACCAUGAUCUUUCAGGAGCAGUGGAUGCGUAUAAAUGGGAGGUUCCGAUAUCGAUUUCCGGGUGUGGCUAAUUUGAAAAUCUUUAAUUUCUAAACUCAGCCAGAGCUAAACUGAUUUGGGAGGAGUAUGACCAGCGCCGGCCCCUGAAAGUUUGCGUGAGCGUAGGCUAGCAUACGCACCACGAGAAAAUUAUGUCCAUCCAUUAUCUCGUCUGUCACUAUAGAAAAAAAUACGAGAAGCACGUAGAGAUAAUUAUUUCUCGACACGCAUACUGCCCUACUGGAGGCUUACAUGUACUAUUAGUUAUUAUAGCUUAAAGCUGUAUUAGCCAUUUAAGGACGUCCUAAUUAUAUAGGUUUAAAUAAAACUGAAACAAAAGAUCAACAGUAAUACUGCUUUUAGCUAUGGUAGUACGCCCUCCGUAGUAUGUGAUUUGAUCGCUCGUAACCGUAUAGAAACACUAACGUGAAAAUAAAAUUGAUCUUAUACUCGGUGACUUGCGAAUACAGUAUGACCUAAGUGUUCUUGACAACGUCGUUUACGCAGUGACAAGCAUCGUGGUCUUAUUAGAAAGAGGUCCGAUUUGGGAAUUGAUAAUUUCAGAAUUUUCUGGAAAAGAUCAAUGGCAGAAAUAGCUUUAUAUUAUGGCGGAAAAUCAUAAUAAAAUAAAUAACAAUUUUCACUGGCAUUGUUAUACUUGUGGAGCUGCUAAGUUCUUCUCGAAAAUGUUAUGAUCAUUGAGGCGUUGAAACAUUUGACAGGUGCCAAUUCCGUUAGCAGAAAUCCUUAUAAAACUAAAGGCCUUUCAAAUAAAAGUCGUUCUUAUACAAGUGACAGUAUUAAAUUAUGUGCUGAUUGGGCACAGACGAAGAAGAAGAUAAACGUCGGUAAAUAUAUUCAGUGUUCUGUCACUCUUUAACUUAUAGCAUAUCUCAAAUGUCAGAGCGUGAUAAAACGCUGUAUAACGGUUCCGAAGCUAUUCCACGUUUCUUUGUAAAGCCCUCAAUUGACAAGUCUACAAAUAGUGCUAGCCUUUUCCAUAAAAAGAAUAGAGAAAAGGACGGCAAUACUUUUAGAAACAUUGUAUCUAGUUUACGGAUUUGAACAAUCGAAUUGGUACCAGUGUAAUUUGUAAGUUCAACGAGGCAUUUAGAGAAUACUGCAAUGAAUAGAUGCAGCAGGCCAUAAAAUUCGUUGAAUUUGUAUUUUGAAUUUUGUUAUUAUUUGUGCAAUAUGGCCGAUUAUGUAUAGACCAGGAGAUGGUGAGCGAUUUGUUCAAAGUAAAACGUCUGUGAUGAAAAAAAUCACCGAGUUAGUAUAAAUAAUGUACAAGAUAAAGGUCUAUACAGUUUAUUGGCGUAAUAACGAAAAUAAA
Pararge aegeria (speckled wood butterfly) is the source of this 5197-nucleotide messenger RNA. Its product is annotated as zinc finger SWIM domain-containing protein 4-like. Gene Ontology annotation, cellular component: Cul2-RING ubiquitin ligase complex. Gene Ontology annotation, molecular function: zinc ion binding. Bases 14 to 3667 code for a protein of 1217 amino acids. The record is from RefSeq and is a predicted model, not a curated record. Lineage: Eukaryota; Metazoa; Arthropoda; Insecta; Lepidoptera; Nymphalidae. The transcript has 23 exons.